Messenger RNA from Boleophthalmus pectinirostris (great blue-spotted mudskipper), 546 nucleotides. RefSeq names its product gamma-crystallin M3-like. Gene Ontology annotation, biological process: lens development in camera-type eye; visual perception. Gene Ontology annotation, molecular function: structural constituent of eye lens. The coding region runs from base 13 to 546 and encodes 177 amino acids. Lineage: Eukaryota; Metazoa; Chordata; Actinopteri; Gobiiformes; Gobiidae. The transcript is spliced from 3 exons. The record is from RefSeq and is a predicted model, not a curated record.
AUAACUUCAGCCAUGACAAUGGGCAAGAUCAUCUUCUACGAGGACAGGAACUUCCAGGGACGUUCCUAUGAGACGAGCAGUGAUUGUGCCGAUAUGUCCACCUAUCUGAGCAGGUGUCACUCCUGCAGGGUGGAGAGCGGUUGCUUUAUGGUCUAUGACCGCACAAACUACAUGGGAAAUCAGUUUUUUGUAAGGAGGGGAGAGUACUCUGACUACCAGCGUAUGGGCAUGAGUGAUUGCAUCAGGUCUUGUCGCACAAUCCCAAUGCACAGAGGCCAGUUCAGGAUGAGAAUCUACGAGAGGGAGAACUUUGGUGGUCAGAUGCACGAGCUGAUGGACGACUGUGACAACAUGAUGGACCGCUACCGUAUGAACGACUGUAUGUCCUGCCAUGUGAUGGACGGCCACUGGCUGAUGUACGAGCAGCCUCACUACAGAGGCAGGAUGAUGUACUUCAGGCCUGGAGAGUACAGGAGCUUCAGAGAGAUGGGCUGGAGCGGCAUGAGGUUCAUGAGCAUGAGACGCAUCAUGGAUUCCUGUUAUUAA